Molecule: messenger RNA, 1377 nt
Organism: Lampris incognitus (smalleye Pacific opah)
Lineage: Eukaryota; Metazoa; Chordata; Actinopteri; Lampriformes; Lampridae
Gene: gpr101
Product: G protein-coupled receptor 101
Exons: 1
Biological process (GO): G protein-coupled receptor signaling pathway
Cellular component (GO): membrane
Molecular function (GO): G protein-coupled receptor activity
Source: RefSeq, a predicted model, not a curated record
AUGUCCGGCUCCCAGGCGCCCAAUGUAAAUAAUAAUUUCAGUGAUGUGCUCUGGGACCCUGACUUCUCUGGCUCCGCCGGUGGUCUGGUCUGGUCUUCGGUCGCUGGCAGCGUGGUGAAGAUCCUGCUGAUAUCUCUCAUCGUGUGCGUGUCUCUAUUUGGCAACGUGGUAGUUCUACUGGUGUUCCAGAGGAAGCCUCAGCUCCUUCAUGUGGCCAACCGCUUUGUUCUCAACCUCCUCCUGGCAGACCUACUCCAGACCAUCCUAGUCAUGCCCUUUGCCAUCGCUGCCUCCGUGCCAGAUGUGUGGCCUCUCGAUGCCUGGCUGUGCCGGGCGCUGGUGGUGCUCAUGCACCUUUUUGCAUUCGCGGGGGUCAACACCAUCAUAGUCGUUUCUGUGGAUCGCUACCUGGCCAUCAUCCACCCUUUGUCCUAUCCCACCCGCAUGACCCCUCAUCUGGGCAUGAACCUCAUCAUCUGCACCUGGGUGCUCAGUCUUCUGCAGAGCACACCACCACUCUAUGGAUGGGGUGUGAUUAACUUUGAUCGCCACCAUGGCGUGUGCUCGGUGGUCUGGUCCUCUAGCCUGUCCUAUUCUGCUGUAGUCUCCAUUUCAUCUUUCUGGCUACCAGUGCUCAUCAUGCUGGGAUGCUACUGGAUGGUGUUCAGAGCAGCCCGGAGGCAGAACGCCCUGGUACAUCCCAUCCAGACCCACUCCCACUCCCAUUCCCAAACACACCAGCAGGACUUCCAGCCACACUGUCCUAGUAGCCCCCAGCGGCAGCCCACACAGGCCCAUUUAGCUGAUGUUGCUUUCUCAGCUGGGGGGUACCCUGUCAGAGUUCGGCAUAGACGCUUCCAUUACCAUUGCAAGGCGGCACGGGUAGUGUUUGUGAUUAUGGCCUCGUACAUCCUAAGCAUGGGACCGUACAGCGUGCUAAACACUGUAUCUAUGCGCUCAGGCGCAUCUGUGCCCCCUUGGUUGUCCUCCCUUGCCGUUGUACUGUUCUUCUUGCAGUGCUGCCUUCACCCCUACAUCUAUGGCUACAUGAACCGCAGUGUGAGAAAGGAGUUUCUGGCUUUGUUAUGUGUGCCAUUCUGCAAACAGGGCCGUCCCAUCCAGAGCUCUGCUGUGGAGAGUUGCUUCACUGCCACUGAUUGGCGCUCCGGCACACACCACAACCUACCCAGCCUGGCUGCACGUGUCUUCCCUUUGCAGACAUGGGAAGAGGGCACCACCUCCUCCUCCCCCACCAUGGAGAGGAAGUCGAGGGACAGCCGUAAAGAGACCACCUCAACCAGCCUCAGCUCUGACAAGGAGCUCACAGUCCACAGCAAGUGAAGCACAGAGCCUUGCCUUGGGGAGUCACUGAUAUGA